AUGCGUGUGGGCUCUGCUCUAGCUGUGGCAGCGGCGCUUGCCGCGCCUGUGUUGGCUGAUGAUCUUACCAACAUUAAGCACAUUGUGCUGUUCAUGCAGGAGAACCGUGCGUUUGACCACUACUUUGGCACCAUGGCAGGUGUGCGUGGUUUCCAGGAUCCGAAUGCGCAUAUUUCGAACAACACUGGCAAGGAUGUGUUCCACCAACCUGUGAACAAGACCAUGGACCUGAAGGUGUCGGGUGCUGCGCCGGUCGACUACUCACCACCGAGCAAUGUGAGCGAAUUGCUUCCAUGGUACCUCCCGCACCAGGGCGGCGACUGGUCUGACCGUGUGCAGUGCAUGCUGGCUGGCUCUAACUCGUGGCAGCAGAACCAUGCCGCGUGGAACGAGGGAAACAUUGACCGCUGGGCCAUGAACAAUACGCCGUACAGUCUUGGCUACUUGAAGCGCGCAGACAUCCCGGUGCACUUUGCCCUGGCCGAGAACUUCGUGGUGGCUGAUGCUUACCAUGAGGCUCAGAUUGCCUCGACGGACCCGAAUCGUGUGACGUGGUUCUCGACGUCGAUCAAUGCGAAUGGUAGCUCGGUCGGUGGUGAUACAAGCAAGGGUGGUACGGUUCUUGAGAACAACCGAGACCCCUACUGCCUGAUCGGUGCUGAUGGUGCUAAGUACUCGUGCCGUCCGCUGUACUGGAAGACGGUGCCAGAGUACCUGAGUGAAGCGAACAUUGACUGGAAGCUGUAUCAGGACUAUGACAACUUUGGCGACAACACUCUCGUGGAAUGGCGUCAGUACCAACUGGCUGCGAAGAACAAGACCGACCUGGCUCGCCGUGCUUUGUCGUAUGAUGGUAUUCAGUCGUUCUACAAGGAUGCCAAGGAGGGUACGCUGCCGGAAGUCUCGUACAUUGUCGGCCCUCAGUACCUCUCGGAGCACCCGCCGUACACGCCGCAAGACGGUGCCUGGUUCCAGCGCAACGUUGCGAACGCUGUGAUGAACGGCAAGAACUGGAACGAGACGGCCCUGAUCAUCAUGUACGACGAGACGGGUGGCUGGGCGGACCACGUGAUGGCACCGCACGCGUCGAAGGGUACCCCUGGCGAAUGGAUCCAGGACCCGUUCACGAAGGAGGGCAAGGACGCACCGACCGGUCCUGGCUUCCGUCUUCCCUUCUACAUUAUUUCGCCGUACACCCGCAAUGGUGGUGUGUUCACCGAAGUGUCUUCGCACGAGAGCCAGACGCUCUUCCUGGAGAAGUGGGCGAAGGCGAUUGGCAAGCCGUUCCAUGUGAACGAGAUGAACAAGUGGCGUCGUGAGCAGCUGAGUGACCUGGUGAAGGCGUUUGACUUCAGCAAGAAGAACACUAGUGUCCCAUCGCUGCCGGAGGUGCCGGAGGCCAAGAAGGACCCUAUUACUGGCACCUUCAACGGUGCGUGGGACUGCUUGCUGCGCUUCAAGGGCGAUGUGCAACCUGAGAUUCCGUAUGGCCAACAGAACGAAACGGAUGCGCUCUCGACGGAGAAGGGUGUGAAGAUGACGCGUGGUGAUCUCACUGAGGGUCGCUACCUCAGCUUUAUUGCGUGGAACAAGCGCGUGGCUGUGUCUGACAACAAGCUUAGCUCCGUCGACGACCGUGGAGACUUUAGCAACGAGCAGCUGUUUGUGAUUCACUGGCUGGGUUCCGUCCCGAAGGACAACGUGUACACUAUGUCGACGGCGGACAAGAAGCAGUUCUUGACCAAGGACCUGAACCUCACGGACAACCAGGACAAGGCUGCGAAGUUUGCUCUGUGGGACAAUGGCAAUGGCCAGGGCUACACCAUCCAGGAGCUCGACUCUAAGAAGUACUUUGACUUGAGCCAGGAUGGUACCGUCUCGAUGAAGGACAACGACGCGGCAAAGUUUGCCGUGGCGAGUGUCUCGCUUUAG
Messenger RNA from Malassezia pachydermatis, 1932 nucleotides. RefSeq names its product putative phospholipase c. The record is from RefSeq and is a predicted model, not a curated record. NCBI's taxonomy places the organism in Eukaryota, Fungi, Basidiomycota, Malasseziomycetes, Malasseziales, Malasseziaceae. The transcript has a single exon. Gene Ontology annotation, molecular function: hydrolase activity, acting on ester bonds. The coding region runs from base 1 to 1932 and encodes 643 amino acids.